This is a messenger RNA of Drosophila eugracilis, 1796 nucleotides long. RefSeq names its product glutathione S-transferase S1 (gene GstS1). The coding region runs from base 195 to 944 and encodes 249 amino acids. Lineage: Eukaryota; Metazoa; Arthropoda; Insecta; Diptera; Drosophilidae. Gene Ontology annotation, biological process: glutathione metabolic process. Gene Ontology annotation, molecular function: glutathione transferase activity. The record is from RefSeq and is a predicted model, not a curated record. The transcript has 5 exons.
GUUGCUGUGCAAUCGUUGUGGCGAUCCGUUUAGUGAGUGAAAGCGUCCCAGUGGGUGGAGAGAGAGAGCGAACAAAACGGAAAAAAAGUGCGGAACCGAAGCUUAAUUGGCAAAUUGAAGAACUGAGAGUAUACCCAGUUCCCAGCUGAUUUUUUUAUUCUUUCUUCAGGGAAUUGCAUUGAGAGAGCGCAGAAAUGGCCGAUGAAGCACAAGCACCACCAGCUGAGGGCGCACCACCAGCAGAAGGUGAGGCACCACCACCAGCCGAGGGAGCCGAGGGUGCCGUCGAGGGCGGAGAGCCCGCACCACCAGCAGAGCCCGCUGAGCCCAUCAAGCACAGCUACACGCUCUUCUACUUCAACGUGAAGGCGUUGGCCGAGCCCCUGCGCUACCUGUUCGCCUACGGCAAUCAGGAGUACGAGGAUGUCCGCGUGACUCGUGAUGAGUGGCCAGCCCUGAAGCCAACCAUGCCCAUGGGACAGAUGCCUGUGCUGGAGGUGGACGGCAAGCGUGUACACCAGAGCAUCUCGAUGGCCCGUUUCCUGGCCAAGACCGUCGGCCUAUGCGGCGCCACUCCGUGGGAGGAUCUCCAGAUCGACAUUGUGGUUGACACCAUCAAUGACUUCCGUCUAAAAAUUGCAGUCGUCUCGUACGAACCGGAGGACGAGAUCAAGGAGAAGAAGUUGGUCACCCUGAAUGCGGAGGUCAUUCCAUUCUACCUGGAGAAGCUCGAGCAGACCGUCAAGGACAACGAUGGUCACCUGGCUCUGGGCAAGCUGACCUGGGCCGACGUCUACUUCGCAGGCAUCACCGACUACAUGAACUACAUGGUCAAGCGUGAUCUGCUGGAACCCUACCCAGCUCUGCGCGGUGUCGUGGAUGCCAUUAACGCUUUGGAACCGAUCAAAGCCUGGAUCGAGAAGCGUCCCGUCACCGAGGUCUAAGUUCAUUGAAACACGACUUUGGAUGAAGGGAAACCAUUGCACACCACUCAGACACACCACCCGCACUGCAGAAAUGCAACACACCAACCCACAUCUGUACACAUUUUGUUCCUUUUUGCGGAGGAUCCGAUCCGAGGAGCAGCGGAUUUUCGUACGGGGUCAUAGACGCGUAGGAGUUUAGCACGUAUCACAAUGGACAAAUCGUAUUUGUUCUUAAUUUCUUGGUUAAUAAUUCUCUUUGCAUGGCGCUAUAUACAUAUAUUUCUAUUGGGAUCCGCUAGCGGAUCAAAGUUCGUUAGCUACUUCUGUAAUGAUGAAAGAUAAUACUUAUUGCACAGUUUAUAAUAUUUUGGCCAACCUUUAGAACAUACAUUUAGCGCACUUAUUCAGAUGCUUACUGUAGCUAUAUAUAUAUACAUAAAAAAUAUACGAGUGGUUCAUCUUUUAGACGUAAUCUAUUAUAAUUAAUUCACUGCGAAGAGCUCAACAAAUAUUUAAACAAAUUCAGCGAAAGCUAAGAAACAAUUACAAAUUCUUUUCUUUUUUUUUAUACGAAACGUUCGCGGCCCCAGGUAUUUUCUUCGUCUCAUCCAGUUCCCAAUUAAGUAAACUCAAAAAAAGACUCACAUCAAUAGAACCGGACUCCCAAAAAAAUUAACUAAACAAAUUAAAGGAUAUGGAAAAUUAUAAUAAGAACAGACUUUAACUGCCAAAUUUCAAAUGCACUCAAUCACUUACAUCAACUUAUACAUUUUAUUUAUUAAAAUUUGUAAUUGUAUUUUUUAAAUAUUUUCACAAAACACACUUAAAUAAACUAAACACCUAAAAAGGAAUGAGCACUUUUCGAAAGCA